Molecule: messenger RNA, 1776 nt
Organism: Sphaeramia orbicularis (orbiculate cardinalfish)
Lineage: Eukaryota; Metazoa; Chordata; Actinopteri; Kurtiformes; Apogonidae
Gene: tmem160
Product: transmembrane protein 160
Exons: 4
Coding region: 95-763 (222 amino acids)
Source: RefSeq, a predicted model, not a curated record
UGUUAGAGUUGACAGGGCAUGCACAGGUCGUGUUGUGCUUACCUUUUGCCUUUUGCUUUUAGCUCGUAUUUAAGCUGACGUUUGUUGUGAUGUGAUGGCUUUCCUGACUCUGUUCAUGAGAAGGCAGGUGCCGCAGGCCGUGGCCCACUUCGCCCGGGCACUGCGGCUGGUCCGGCCUCCGUGCGCAGGAGCUCCGUUGAGGAGGCUGCACGGCUCGGCCCGGCUGCGGCACGGAGAGAAGGGGCCGUGGGGGAAGAGCCGGGCUCCGGAGCAGCAGCACUACCAGCUCACAGACCUGGACAAGGCAGAUGCCCUGAUGCUGAGAAAGUCUCAUGAAACAGGAUUUCUCUCGUGGUUCAGGAAUGGUUUACUGGCUACUGGGAUUGGAGUCAUCGCUUUUGUCCAAAGUGAAGUGGGACAAGAGGCAGGAUACGCCUUCUUCAUCCUGGGAGGGGUAUGCGUGUCAUUUGGCGGUGCCUCGUACAUCGCCAGCCUUUUUGCCUUGAGGAGGAUGAUGCUGCUGUCUGUCCCAGCACUGCUGUUUCAAGGCGCCGCUGUGAGCACUGUCGCCCUCUUCUGGCUAUGCGCAGUAUCGCUCUACAUUGGCCGCCUGGAGGUGGAGAUCAUCCACGAGGAGGAGGACGAUGAAGGGGAAGAGUGUCGGGAGUGUCGCGAGAGGCGUGAGCACAGAGGUUACCGUGGUUCCCAUGACAGCAGACGCACUGACAGUGAGGACAGUGACGGCAAAGGCACAAACAAGUAGAGCUCUUCCAUGGAUGGAGUGUGUGUCACUUUGAUUCAUCCCCUUACUUGUGUAUAUGUGUGCGCAUGUAUGUGUGUGUGUGUGUGUGUGUGUGUGUUUGCAAGCAGCCUAUAUGUUUAUAUAUAGGCAACUGAGACACAAACCUAUGUAUUCAUUGUUAUAUUCGUGUAAAGAUUAUUGACUUGUAGACCUUUUGAGAAACUGGUCUUUGAAAAUGCUGAAAAAUUUGGAAGUUGUGCUGAAUUCGCUCGAAGUGAAUAAAUCAGCUUUUUUCUAAGACUUUGUAUAAUCACAUAUUCAAAGCUGCUUCACUUAAGUUAUCGAGCUGUUUGAAGACUGUAUAGAUUUUUUUUUUUUUUUAAUUUUUAGUUUUUGACAUUCUCAGACCCACGCUGCAAAGACUCACUGAGAACAUCACGCAGCUGUUUACUUUUUCAAAGCGCUGUAUGCAAUCAUUUUUCGGCAAACAUUGUGGUGUUGUUGCUGUUGGUCUUAUUAUUAUUAUUUACUGUGAUUGACUACUUGAAAUUUUCAUAAAAGUCUUGAAACACAGCAAGCUGGUGGUGAUACGCUGUAAGGUCUUCAAAUAAUUAAUAACUACUACAAGCAUGUUUCAGGUCUUUUUUUCUGACAAACCAAUGAGGGCUCAGAAUUUAUUUUUAAUAAAGUAUUUUUUAUUUUUAUUUUUGGGAAGGCAAUAGCACUUUUUGACUUUUUGUUUGUUUUUUGUUCAUAGCUUUAUAAGUGGUUCUAGUUUUGUUUGGUAAUGCUGUUUAUGUACAUGUUCAGUACCUAAACAAAGACAUGAACAUCUUAUUGUUAAAGUGCAUAUCACAGGUUCUGGUGAUAGUUAUAUUUCUGGUUUUAAUUGAUGUAAAGAAUAGUCAAUAAUUGACACUGAUAUGGAGAUUCUUUAUGGAGGGAAAUAAGAGUCAUAUUGGUUUUUUGUUUGUUUUUUGUGCACCCCUGUGUACAUAAUAAAUCAGGAGAAAUCUGAGCUGAAACAGUCUAAA